Ceratosolen solmsi marchali is the source of this 275-nucleotide messenger RNA. Its product is annotated as myb-like protein AA. NCBI's taxonomy places the organism in Eukaryota, Metazoa, Arthropoda, Insecta, Hymenoptera, Agaonidae. The record is from RefSeq and is a predicted model, not a curated record. The transcript has a single exon. The coding region runs from base 13 to 237 and encodes 74 amino acids.
ACGGCGACGACAAUGACAACGACAACGGCAUUGGCAACGACGAUGACGACGACGACGACGUCAACGACGAAGGCACCCGAUGCCAUGGUGACCGGGGAAAAGGCCGACAGGAACGACGAGGACGAGGACGAGGACGAGGACGACGCGCCUACCGUUAACAACAACUCCUCGGCUUCGGCCAAUGGCAGCAGCAGCAAGAAGAAAAAGCGGAAGCGCUCGAAGAAGGGACGUCACUGAUGACGUCGACGCUCUCAAGUAUUAAGAAAAAUAUAAAC